CACGAGCCAAUCUCCUUCUCGUCAUGACUUGUAUCAAGGUCUACUUCAACUAAUCCCACAGCAACAAGGUCAUGAGGCCAUCUCCAGCUCCGCGACAACACAAUUAGUGACCGCGCAUCAUGAGCGAACAUUACCCAACACUUGCGCAGACCGCGCUUGUCGCUGCCGCCUUCAAAAUCCUCCUGUUCCCCGCAUACAAAUCGACCGACUUUGAAGUCCAUCGCAAUUGGCUCGCCAUCACCAACAGUCUUCCCCUGGAGAAGUGGUACUUCGAAAAGACGUCGGAAUGGACCCUGGAUUAUCCCCCCUUCUUCGCCUACUUCGAAUGGAUCCUCGCACACGUCGCCCGUCUGAUUGAUCCCCUCAUGGUCAAAGUCUACAACCUCGAUUACGAGAGCUGGCAAACCGUUUACUUUCAACGAACUUCUGUCAUCAUUACAGAGCUUGUGCUGGUCUGGGCCCUUCAGACCUUUAUCGACAAUGCGCCUCUCAAGUCCCGUCGCGCCGCUCAGGUCGCUGCUCUAUCUAUCAUCCUUUCUCCCGGACUUCUCAUUAUUGACCAUAUCCACUUCCAGUACAAUGGCUUCAUGUACGGAAUUCUUGUCAUGUCUCUUGUUCUUGCUCGCGACAAGAAUGAGCUGCUAACCAGUGGGCUCAUCUUUGCUGCCCUCCUAUGCUUCAAGCACAUUUACUUGUACUUGGCGCCAGCUUAUUUCGUAUAUCUCCUCCGAGCAUAUUGCCUGUCGUCUAAAUCCAUCUUCCGAAUCCGAUUCUUGAAUUCGAUCAAGCUGGGUUUGGGUAUUGGAACCAUCUUUGGAGCUGCUUUUGGACCAUUUGCAGCUAUGAAUCAGAUUCCUCAGCUGCUGAGCCGACUAUUCCCUUUCUCUCGUGGCUUAUGUCACGCUUACUGGGCGCCUAAUGUCUGGGCUCUUUACUCUUUUGCGGACCGAAUCUUGAUUCACAUUGCUCCACGUGUUGGCUGGACUGUUGACAAGAACGCAUUGCAGAGUGUCACUCGUGGCUUAGUUGGAGAUACAGCUUUUGCCGUUUUGCCUGAAAUCAGCCCAAGAACAUGUUUCGUUCUUACACUGUUCUUCCAGGUCCUCCCUUUGAUCAAGCUGUUCUUUCAACCAACCUGGGAGACGUUCAUCGGUACUGUCACCCUAUGUGGCUAUGCCUCUUUUCUCUUUGGCUGGCAUGUUCAUGAAAAGGCCAUUCUUCUUGUCAUCAUCCCCUUUAGUCUUAUCGCCCUUCGAGACAGACGUCAUCUCGGAGCCUUCCGGCCGCUGGCUGUUGCCGGUCAUGUAUCACUCUUCCCCCUGCUAUUCACGCCGGCAGAAUUUCCUAUCAAGACACUCUAUACUAUCACCUGGCUUGUUGUCUUCCUGAUGGCGUUUGAUCGUCUUGCACCUGCUUCCAACAAGCCCAGGAUCUUCCUCUUAGAUCGGUUCAGUACACUUUACAUUGCCGUGAGCAUCCCACUCAUCUUAUACUGCUCACUCCUACACCAGAUCAUAUUUGGCAAGAGCUAUGAAUUCCUUCCGUUGAUGUUUACGAGCUCGUAUACUGCGAUUGGCGUGGUUGGAAGUUGGUUGGGAUAUAUGGUUGUGUAUUUCACAGCAUGAAGUGUUGAUGUUAGAUACCCAGUAGAUUUCAUAUCUUUUCUAAAACCACUGACUCUCACAUGAUGUUCUUCGAGCAAAUCCAAUCAUUUUAUUGACAAUCUGGCAGCAGGAAUAAACACUGCCAGACCUGUGCUUCAGAAGACCCUGAAUCUAUCCAGGGGCACAAUCGGUCUAGCUGGCUUCUUAUGGCCUAUUCACG
Messenger RNA from Fusarium verticillioides 7600, 1824 nucleotides. RefSeq names its product dolichyl pyrophosphate Glc1Man9GlcNAc2 alpha-1,3-glucosyltransferase. The record is from RefSeq and is a predicted model, not a curated record. Gene Ontology annotation, biological process: protein N-linked glycosylation. Gene Ontology annotation, cellular component: endoplasmic reticulum membrane. The coding region runs from base 120 to 1625 and encodes 501 amino acids. Gene Ontology annotation, molecular function: dolichyl pyrophosphate Glc1Man9GlcNAc2 alpha-1,3-glucosyltransferase activity. The transcript is spliced from 3 exons. Lineage: Eukaryota; Fungi; Ascomycota; Sordariomycetes; Hypocreales; Nectriaceae.